AUGACCGCGGGCAAAGCGCAGGGGCCUCUGUGUGUCUGCACUCCUAACAGGCCAAGCUCGCGGUCACGGCCGCUCACUCAUCCAGGGAACUAUGGGAGGCAGCUGCGCUCCUCUGCUCUGUCUCCUGCUCAGCUGGGGGCGGACUGGGGUGAGAUUCGUGUCGAUGGACCUCCGCACGGCGGUGUUCAGUAUGAAACAAUAUCGGUUAUCAAGGACGGCAGUCCCAUCCUACGAGAUAUGGCCUUCUCUCUCGACCGCAACUACCUCUACGUCAUGUCUGAGAGACAGGUCACACAAGUUCCCAUCGAGUCAUGUGAGCAGUACGGGACCUGUGGAGAGUGUCUGAGCUCCGGGGAUCCACACUGUGGCUGGUGUGUCCUGCAUAAUAUAUGCUCUCAGAGGAAUCGCUGCGAGCGUGCAGAUGAGCCGUACCGUUUCGCUGCAUCUCUCAACCAGUGUGUGAAGGCCACUGUGUACCCAGACAGCAUUGCAGUGUCAGAACCUAGUGUACCUCUUCUGGUGAAGGUGAGCGAUGUUCCAGACCUUUCUGCAGGCAUCACCUGCUCCUUUGGCAAUCUGACGGAGGUGGAGGGACAAGUUAACGGCAACCAGAUACUCUGCGUGUCUCCUGCUGCCAAGGAUGUCCCACUCAUCCCCACUGACCAAGACUGGUCAGGCGUUGAGCUUAGGCUCAAUUCUAAAGAGACGGGUCAGAUGCUUAUCAGCACAGAGGUCAAGUUUUACAACUGCAGCGUCCACCAACUGUGUCUGUCAUGUGUGAACAGCGCCUUCCGCUGCCACUGGUGCAAAUACCGCAACUUGUGUACCCAUGACCCCUCCAGCUGUUCCUUCCAGGAGGGACGAGUCAACGCUUCUGAGGACUGCCCCCAGCUGGUGCGCUCUGAGGAGAUUCUGAUCCCUGCAGGGGAGGUGAAGCCUAUAACCCUCAAGGCCAAGAACCUGCCACAGCCUCAAUCUGGCCAGCGAGGCUACGAGUGUGUCCUUCACAUCCAGGGAGUCAGCCACCGAGUCACUGCCCUCCGCUUCAACAGCUCCAGUGUGCAGUGCCAGAACAGCUCGUAUCUGUACGAGGGGAUGAAAAUCAGUGAGCUGCCUGUGGAUUUCUCAGUGGUGUGGAACGGCAACUUCAUUAUUGAUAACCCCGAGAAUAUUCAAGUGCACUUGUACAAGUGUGCAGCCCAGCGGGACAGCUGCGGCAUGUGUCUGAAGGCAGAGCGGAAGUUCCAGUGUGGCUGGUGCAGUGGAGAGGGAAGAUGUACGCUGCGGCACCACUGCCCCCCUAUCAACCCUUACACCACCCGCUGGCUCAACCUGUCCAGCAAGAAUGUGAAGUGCACCAACCCACGCAUCACUGAGGUGACUCCGAUGGCUGGACCCCCAGAAGGAGGCACUCGGGUGACCAUCCAUGGCACAAACCUCGGUCUGGCUUUCUCUGAUAUGGUGGGCAACGUGGAGGUGGCAGGGGUGAGGUGUACCCCGGUGGAGGACGGCUACAUCAUCGCCGAACAGAUUGUAUGUGAGAUGGAUGCGGCUCUUGCAGACAGUAGACCUGGUCCGGUCCAGCUAUGUGUUGGAGAGUGCAGACCAGAACUCAGAGCUCGCUCCUCACAGCUCUACUCCUUUGUGACUCCAAUAGUCACAGGUCUGUCCCCGAGCAGAGGUCCAGAGUCCGGUGGCACUAAAGUAACCAUAAUGGGAGAAAACCUCGGAGCCGGCAGCAGUGUCAACGUUCAGUUUGGGAACCAGACAUGCGAGUUCUUUGGACGGACCAUGACGGAGAUAGUGUGCUACUCUGCCCCUUCUGUGUCUGGGGUCGGCCCAGUUCAGAUCAGCGUGAGCGUGGAUCACGCCCAAAUCAGGGAGAGCCUCAGCUUCGAGUACAUAGAAGACCCCACUGUCCAGCGCAUUGAACCUGACUGGAGCAUCGCAAGCGGUCAUACGCCUCUGAUGGUGACAGGAACCAAUCUGGAUGUGGUUCAGGAGCCCAGGAUCCGAGUGAAAUACGCCGGCCGAGAGUCUGUCAAUGUGUGUAAAGUAUUGAACACCACCAGUAUGAGCUGCUUUGCUCCCUCCCUGAUAGCAGAGUACCUUCCAGGUUUGGACUCGGUAAAGCAUGCUGACGAGUUUGGGUUCAUCUUCAACAACGUCCAGGCUCUGCUGGUCUACAACAACACCAACCUACUCUACUACCCAAACCCUUACUUUGAACCCCUCAGCACCACUGGUGUCCUGGAGCAAAAACCAGGCUCACCUAUCAUUCUCAAGGGCAGAAACCUGGUUCCCCCGGCAUCAGGAGGGGUGAAGCUUAACUACACGGUGCUGAUAGGAGAGACUCCCUGCUCUGUCACUGUGUCUGAGAGCCAGCUGCUGUGUGAGCCACCCAACCUCACUGGACAAUACAAAGUCAUGGUUCAAGUUGGCGGCCUUCACGUCUCUCCCGGUGUGGUUCACAUCAUGUCUGACAGCCUGCUGACCCUCCCAGCCAUUGUUAGCAUCGCAGCAGGUGGAGGUCUCCUCCUCAUCAUCGUCAUCCUUGUCCUCAUCGCCUACAAGCGGAAGUCUCGGGAGAAUGACCUUACCCUGAAGCGCUUGCAGAUGCAAAUGGACAACCUGGAGUCGCGAGUUGCCCUGGAGUGCAAAGAAGCCUUUGCCGAAUUGCAGACUGACAUCAAUGAACUGACCAGUGACCUCGACAGAGCUGGAAUCCCCCAUCUGGACUACAGGACGUACGCCAUGAGGGUCCUCUUCCCUGGAAUAGAGGAUCAUCCCGUCCUCAGAGAACUGGAGGUGUCAGGUAAUGGCCAGCAGAAUGUGGAGAAGGCCCUGAAGCUGUUUGGCCAGCUCAUCAACAACAAAGUGUUCCUGCUCACCUUCAUCCGAACACUAGAAAUGCAGCGUUCUUUCUCCAUGAGGGACCGUGGCAACGUGGCCUCACUUAUCAUGACUGCCCUGCAGGGGCGACUAGAGUACGCCACUGAUGUCCUUAAACACCUGCUGUCGGACCUGAUUGACCGCAACCUGGAGAGCAAGAACCACCCCAAACUGCUGCUGCGCAGAACUGAGUCGGUCGCAGAGAAGAUGCUCACGAACUGGUUCGCCUUCCUCCUUCACAAAUUCCUCAAGGAGUGUGCUGGGGAGCCUCUGUUCAUGCUGUACUGCGCCAUCAAGCAGCAGAUGGAAAAGGGGCCCAUCGACGCCAUCACUGGAGAGGCCCGUUACUCCCUGAGUGAAGACAAGCUCAUCCGCCAGCAGAUCGAGUACAAAACCCUGAUCCUAAACUGUGUGAACCCAGACAAUGAAAACAGCCCAGAGAUCCCAGUCAAGGUGCUGAACUGCGACACCAUCACCCAAGUGAAGGAGAAGAUACUCGACGCUGUUUACAAGAACAUGCCCUAUUCUCAGCGGCCACGCGCCGUCGACAUGGACCUCGAGUGGCGUCAGGGGCGAAUGGCUCGUGUGGUGCUGCAGGAUGAAGACAUCACCACCAAGAUCGAAAACGACUGGAAGAGACUCAACACUCUCAUGCACUACCAGGUGUCCGAUCGCUGUGUGGUGGCUUUGGUGCCCAAGCAGACUUCGUCGUACAACAUCCCUUCCUCAGCCAGCAUAUCACGCACCUCCAUCAGCAGAUAUGACUCUUCAUUCCGCUACACGGGAAGUCCAGACAGCCUCCGCUCACGCGCCCCCAUGAUCACUCCGGAUCUAGAAAGCGGCGUGAAGGUUUGGCACCUGGUGAAAAACCACGAACAUGGAGACCAAAAGGAAGGAGAUCGCGGUAGCAAGAUGGUGUCUGAGAUUUACCUGACCCGGCUGCUGGCUACCAAGGGUACGCUACAAAAAUUUGUUGACGAUCUAUUUGAGACGUUGUUCAGUACGGUCCACCGAGGGAGCACUCUUCCGCUGGCCAUCAAAUACAUGUUUGACUUCCUGGAUGAGCAGGCGGAUAAACAUGGCAUUCAUGACACAGACGUACGUCACACGUGGAAAAGCAAUUGCCUUCCAUUGCGUUUCUGGGUGAACGUGAUCAAGAACCCGCAGUUUGUGUUUGACAUCCAUAAGAGCAGCAUCACGGACGCCUGCCUGUCUGUAGUAGCUCAGACCUUUAUGGAUUCUUGCUCCACUUCAGAGCACCGCCUGGGCAAAGAUUCCCCAUCAAAUAAGCUGCUCUACGCGAAAGAUAUCCCCAAUUAUAAGAGCUGGGUAGAAAGGUACUACGCUGACAUCAACCGGCUGCCAGCCAUUAGUGACCAGGACAUGAAUGCCUAUUUGGCAGAACAGGCCAGACUCCACUCCACAGAGUUCAACAUGCUCAGCGCUCUCAAUGAGAUCUACUCUUAUGUCAGCAAAUACAGCGAGGAGAUCACAACGGCCCUGGAGCACGAUGAACAGGCAAGGAAGCAGAGGUUGGCCUACAAGGUGGAGCAGCUCAUCUCUGCCAUGUCCCUCGAGAGCUGAGAGUGACCCCAACUGUAAGAGAGAACGAGAGAGAGAGGACCACAGUCUCUAAAGGACCUCCAAAAAAAAAAGGGUCUCACAUUACUUACCUCUCAUCGUGGGCGCUGCAACCACGAACCAGACCUGGGACCUCUGCAUCUACAGCCGGACAGACAUACAACUGCUUUAGUUUGUGAUUCUCCCACCUCCUUCCAUAACGGUGCCAGCUAAAAGGCCCACAGAACCGAGACAGAGGCCCCCCGCAGCUGGAGCUGAAAACAGCAUAAGUAAAGGGACAUCAGCAGAGAAGGCAACAACAUGGCUUGUAUUUAUUUUCUGUUUAGUUUCUUCCCUUUCUCUCAAAGGACUUUUUCUCUGUUUGACAGGAAACUGUGUGUUGUGUGGGUGUGCUUGAGUGUGUGUUUGUGUCAUAUUGAGAAAGACUCCUGCAAGAGUGCGAGAGCAAAUGGAGAAACAGAUUUAUUCUUUGCUAAGUCAGAACUCGCAUCUGUGAGUGUGAAAUGGAGAAAGAGAGAGAGAAAGAGAGAAAGAAAAAAAAAAAGAGGCGAGAAGCAGAGGAGCAGAUCUCAUGUUGGACAGCUGAGAUUGCAUUCAGAUUUCUCAGAUUUUAUUUUUGUACUUUGUACAUUUGAAUAUUAUCAGUUGCAGUUAAAAAUAUCCACCUGGGAUCCCAAAAGUGUCGUUGUAUAAAGAUAUAAAGAGUGUAAUACUACAUCAGGGUUGCGUGGUAACAAAACAGGCCAUGGUCCAUGUCUUCUCUCACUCCUUCCCUCCUCAGACUGAUGCUCCACAGACAAAGCCUCUGCUCUUUAUUUAAUCAGAAGUGUACAGGAAAUCAUGGAACUCGUGCUCGUCAUCUAAGAGUCAAAGGAACUUGUGGUGGUCACAGUUCAGCCAGCAUGCUUGCACCUAAACUGAGGAUGAUGGAGAUGAAGUCUAUAGUGUAUUUAGGAGAUGACCUCAGAUCAGCAUUACUCUGGUGUCAAAGGCUUUCUUCAGCAGUUAUGUCAUUUGUGUAUGUACCGGUUGAUACUUGCCAAUCAGUGUAUGUGAAUGUACAAAAUGUUUUCCUUUUUUUUUCUUUUUUUUCUUUUUUUUUUUAAUUUGUUUGUCUGUUUGUUUGUCUAUUUGAGUUUUGCAGCAAAACCCAGCUCAGUUGAACUGAGCCCCACAGAUAUUUGCAGUAGCUCGUCAUGUGAAGAACUCCAUUCUGUCCGUCCUGGCCUCGGUCCAGCCAACUGCUUCCCAAACAUUAUUAAACUGAAAAUCACUUUCUGCUAGAGGAGAGUGUGCAUCUGAAUUGUGGCUGUCACUACUGUAACUCUGCAGCUUAUAAAGUACAGUAUGUCCAGCUACAGUAGCAGUUAGUAGAGACCAGGUGGUUUUUGUACGUUACAUACUUCCAUAAUGUGUCCACUAUUUGUAUCUUUUAGGGAACUUGAUCGACUUUAUGUGUACUUUGCAUGCACGCAAUCACACAUCGGAAGUGUUUGAGGGUCCGUCUUUGAUUUUUAUAAAGUGCCAAUGAGUCAUGCCUGCUUUAGUUGGCCAGUUGAGAUGUUAACUUGAUGGAAGAUCUUAACCAACCACCACCUAUGUCUUCGCACAGAUGAUAAGAAGUCUCCGUGGGCCUAGUUUGACUAAGUGCCAAAAGAUCCCGGUGUUUCAAAUUGUUCACUAAAUGUGUCAAAAUCGGUUAAUGCUUUACACAGGAAGCAAAGCUCUCAUACUGGAGUGUUCAAGUCCAAGCUCGUAUAACUGGAAUGCUGAGUUGAAACUCGUGAAAGGUACGAAACAUAAGCAGGAGAGAGGAGAAGAAAUCGCGUAGUUGUUAGAAAGCACGUAUGUUUUAUGUUAUGUGGAUGCGUCUCCUGACUUAAACCAAACAGUCACAAGCUAAAAAGGCUGAUGUAACCUGCCAGACUUUAGCUGGAUGACAACAAACUGUAGAUUCCGUCCUCUGGAUAGAUGAUUUCAUUUUCUUCCAAGAUACGCCGUAUAUUUGCUUGUUGUUUACAUCAAGUACUUGAAAAUAGGUAGUGUUAAAGGUUUGUACAGUAUACUGCAAUUUUGUGUGUUGAGAGCAUGAUAAAGGUGGGUGAAAGGUGCUUCUUUUCUCUGUGGCCUUAGAUACCCGCCUGCUUAGUGUUCCUGAUCUUAUUAGUCCUUGAGUAGGGCACCGUCCUUUUUAGUGCUCCAGAGCGCAGUGAGUCUUUUCUUUUUUUUUUUUUUUAAAGUGAUACCUGGCCCUGGCACUCAGCUGAGAACUGUCUUAGCGAGAUAAGGUAGAAGGAAAGGUGAGGAGGGUACGGCCUGGCUCUGGCAGACAUUGCCUAGCACAGCACUCGGCUCGCCCGAGCUGUUUGAAGAGAAGUGUCGAGAAAUGAGGAGCGUCGGAGAGGUAGAAAGAGAGAGAACCCCUUUAGCUCUAGUUUCCUGCCCCAGCUUUGAAGCUGCUCUUUGAUCUGAGUCAGUUGUGUGCACAGUGUGAUCAGGAGAUGGAAAGAAGAAAAAAACAUCAAACUAACAGUCAAGGAGAAAUGUAGGAUGAGGUGAUGAUUGACACGCUGUUGCUGUGUCUGGCCAGUGGGGGCAGGAGUGGGAAAGAGGAGUCGUAAUUUAUUUCCUCGUCUGAAAAAGCACCUUCGUGCAGAGGCGCAUUGCUCACACAAAAGAAAAUAAAAUUGGAGACCUUAUCUCAUAAUUAUGACUCACUAUCUCAUUGAGUUCUGAAGCUUUUUUUUUUAAUGGCUUCUGAGCGGAUUUAUGAACGUUUAUUUGCAGUGGGCAUCAGACACGGUUAUAUCCUCAGAAAGAGUUUGUCACCCUGAAUCUGAAAUUGUAUCUCUGCUCAGAUUUGAUGCACCUGUCCUUUUCACCUGAUAGACUCUCUUAGUCUCAAAGCUUUCCUCUGUGCCUUGCUCACAGUGACAUCCUAGCCAAACUUUUGUUAGCUGACAUGAAAAUGGUAUGAAAACUAACCACCCAGUUAAAGAAAACAGUCGUGCAAAAUCUGGCAAUACUUCUGCAAAUUCCUGUCUCAUUGGUUUAUUUCACGUCAUUUCAUAAUUGUGAGAUUGUUUUCUCACAAUUCUAUUAUUAUGCCAUAAAAAUGGGAUCCAGAUUUUGUAAAAGUUAUAUAUUUUCUCAGUGAUCAGAUAGCUUUCUUGAAACUAUGCGAUCGAAUCUUGUCGUUAUCAGAUCUGUCCUCGAUCAUGACUUAUUUUUCUUGAAAUUAUGAGAAUCUUCUAAGUAUUUCUCAUACUUAUAAGGCGGUAGAAUAUGAGAUACAGUAAGGUCUCCUAGUUUUUUUGGUCCUUUGUGAAUGCAAUGCUCUUCCAUACCUUUUUGCUCCUUAAACAUCUAAUAAAAAUCUAUAGGUACACAAUGGCGCACUUAUACAGUACAUACACAAAACAUAAAGCUUCUUCCUUUUGAUUAAGGUGUCUUCCCAAUUUCAGCGAAUAGAAUUGUAUCCUCCUCAUACCUCACAUUGCUUGUAUGGAGUAAUGCUUUUUAACAUUUUAACAGGACCUAAAUGCCUUUUCCUUCUCCGAGGAAUGAAAUGUAUGUUUAUUAGAGUCCUUCCAAACUCUUAUACGAGCUCCCCUGUAUACAGAAUUGUGAUGAACGAAAUCAGGCACACAAAUUGGUGGAGAACGGCUUUGAUUUUUCUCUCAGAGCUCAUUUAUAUCAGGAUGUUUCUUAUUUUUGUCUUGUGUGAGAUUUUUUGCAUGCAUUUUAAUUCAUGCUUUGGUUCUGCCUGGUAUUCCAUAUCGACCCGCGCCAUCAUUAGUCUAACAGCAAAUUCCUCCAUUUGUAAAUGUCUUAAAUCACAGCUAAAUGCACCUUUUCUUUGUGAAAGAGAUUUUUUUUUGUUAGUAAAUAAUAGCUUGUUUCCAUGCCGUACACUCGUUUUUCUGGGAACCUUUUUUAAUUCAGUUUGAACUGAGAAGAGGAAAGUUUGUUUACUCUUUCUGCAGCGCAGAAUCCCAUUUGACUGCCGGUUGUGUGAGAUAUGGAGAGAUGCUCAGAAACACAACCUCAUUUCAGAUGAAGCUGAUUACUAAUUGAAGAUGCUUUGUGCACUUUCUUGCUCUUGGUGAAAUGUUUUGCCGAAGAGAUGGUGUUGUGGUUUUUUUGACUGGCACAUGUCAUUCCUUAUACAAAACAAAGCAUUUAACUCGCUUUAUUUUGUUUGCUUUUUGGCAUCAGACAGAGGACAUGAAAUCCAGAUCAAUGUAUUACUCUCAAGUCAGAAUAUCACCAAGUAUAAAACCAGUAUCCUUCCAUUUUAAACAUUGUAAACAAACCGUUUGUAGACACUGGAGUUCUGUAAAAUAGUAAUUAUUGGCAACGACGAUGAUGAUGAUGAUGAUGAUGAUGAUAAUAAUAAUGGCUGUCUGUUCUUCUUGUUUUAUAAAAGUGUUGUGAAAAUUGUAAGAAACUUAAAGUAUUUAAAAAGGUUGUUCUCUUGUUUUUUAUUUGCUUUGAUUUUGUUAUGAUAAUAUAUUAUUGUGUACCUAUUGUAAAUAUGAAGCACACCUAUUUUGCAAGCCAAGGAUUCACUUUGUACUGUUGUUAUAUAUAAAUAAACUUUGCUGGUUAAAAAUUGCAUAGAACCAAAA
Messenger RNA from Stegastes partitus (bicolor damselfish), 9104 nucleotides. RefSeq names its product plexin-A2-like. Gene Ontology annotation, molecular function: protein binding; semaphorin receptor activity. Gene Ontology annotation, cellular component: plasma membrane; semaphorin receptor complex. Gene Ontology annotation, biological process: regulation of cell migration; semaphorin-plexin signaling pathway. The transcript has 31 exons. The record is from RefSeq and is a predicted model, not a curated record. Bases 1 to 4476 code for a protein of 1491 amino acids. NCBI's taxonomy places the organism in Eukaryota, Metazoa, Chordata, Actinopteri, Pomacentridae.